Perognathus longimembris pacificus (Pacific pocket mouse) is the source of this 1116-nucleotide messenger RNA. It is a transcript of the gene Gpr33, whose product is annotated as G protein-coupled receptor 33. Gene Ontology annotation, cellular component: plasma membrane. NCBI's taxonomy places the organism in Eukaryota, Metazoa, Chordata, Mammalia, Rodentia, Heteromyidae. Gene Ontology annotation, biological process: phospholipase C-activating G protein-coupled receptor signaling pathway; complement receptor mediated signaling pathway; positive regulation of cytosolic calcium ion concentration. Gene Ontology annotation, molecular function: G protein-coupled receptor activity; complement receptor activity. The record is from RefSeq and is a predicted model, not a curated record.
AUGGUGGUAACUCUAGUGAAGGGCUCCUGGCUGCAUCACUUCGUGGCAGAUGGCGUUGUUUAUGGUUUCAAUACUGUAGGAAACAUUAUGCAAGAAAUGGGGUAUUUUAGCACCUCUGAUGAUAACCCGAUCAAUGUCUCCACUUCAGUAAGAAACAGCACUUGCAAUUCAGCUCCUGCUUCAAAACUAAUCAUUGCUCUUCCUUUAUUCUUGUCAUUUAUAAUUGGCACCAUCUUCAACAGCCUCUAUCUGUAAGUACUAAAAUUCAAAAUGAAAAAGGCCAGUACUCUCCUAUUUUUUUCUCAUCUCAUUCUUCCUCAUUUUAUUUGAGUAUUGAUCCUGCUAUUUAUGACCACAUCUUAUCUCCAGGAAACUCACUGGCGCUCUGGAACUAUUUUGUGCAGGGCCUUCAUGGCACUUGUAGGGAUAUUUGCCUCUGUUUUCUUCGUCUCGGCCACCAGUCUUGAUCAGUAUCUUCUCACUCCUCACCCAGUACAGUCCCAGCAGCGAAGAACCCUAGGCUUGGCUUCCAGCACUGUCGUGGGCCUCUGGAUUUCUGCCACCACACCCAGCACACCCUAUUUGGCUUCCCAGGAGACACAUCAUGACCAUAAAGAAAGGGUGACCUGCUGGAAUGACUCUGCUGUGUCGGCUAACUAGGACAGAAAAGAGAUGCAAAAGUAAAGGCAAUGGAUUCUUGUAGCCUAUUUCCUCAGCUGUUUCCUGCUAGGCUUUCUUCUGCCCUUUCUUAUCAUCAUUGUCUGUUGCAAAGCAGUAGCCAGUAAGAUGAAAGAGAAGGCCCUGCAUAAAUCCAGCAAACCCUUCCAAGACAUGAUGAUUGCCGUUAACUCUUUCUUUAUGUGCUGGAUGCCUUACAAUGUACACCAGGGCUUGAUUCUCUGGAGGAACCAUUUGUACUUUUAUAUGGUCAACUGACUACAUAAUACCUACAAUGUUGACUGUGUCUUUCAAUAUUGUCUUUCUCCCACACGCUACCUAUUUCUUGGGUAGAAUUUCAAAAAGUUUCAAAAGUCCAUUCUUGUUCUGCUUAAAUCGACAUUCAGUGGAUUCUCCACAGAAAAGACACAAAACCUAAAUUCAGAAGCCAAAAUUUAA